GGAAGGAGAGGUGACGCAGUGAACAGUGCGACCUCAGGCGCACGGAGACGCACAGAGGAGACGCAGCCACAUCCAGUAUGGCGCUAUCAAAUGUCCUCGAAACUCCUGCGGCAGGGUUUAAUUUCGACAACGCAGCGAGGAAUGCUGCAUUAGAGGGUCUAUUCGAAAGAGGACAAGCACCUAAACCUCUGAAAACUGGCACCACGAUAGCAGGAGUUGUGUUCAAGGAUGGGGUGGUGCUGGGAGCAGACACGAGAGCUACCUCCAGUGAAGUGGUGGCCGACAAGAUGUGUGCAAAGAUCCACUACAUUGCUCCGAACAUAUAUUGUUGUGGAGCAGGAACAGCAGCAGACACAGAGAAGACCACAGACCUUCUCUCCUCCAACCUCACCAUCUUCUCUCUGAACAGCGGGAGGAACCCUCGUGUCAUCAUGGCCGUCAACAUACUGCAGGAUAUGCUGUACAGGUACCACGGCAAAAUUGGUGCCAAUCUUAUACUGGGAGGCGUAGACUGCACUGGGAACCACCUGUACACAGUGGGACCAUACGGGAGUGUAAAUGAGGUCCCUUACCUUGCAAUGGGAUCUGGAGAUCUGGCUGCUCUUGGGAUUCUUGAGGAUGGGUUCAAACUGGACCUGGAGCUGGAGGAGGCGAAGGAGUUGGUGCGUGUUGCAAUCCAUGCAGGCAUCAUGAGUGACCUCGGCUCAGGCAACAACAUCGAUAUAUGUGUGAUCACCAGACAAGGAGUGGACUACAUCAGACCCUACCAGGAGUCAGAGUACAAAGACAACAGGAAAAUAAAGUACAGAUAUCGUCCGGGCACGACGCCUGUUAUGACGGAGAAAGUCGUCCCCUUAAAGCUGGAGGUGGUGCAGGAGAGCGUGCAGCAGAUGGAUACAGCCUGAGCCGCGGUGCACCAUCAUUCAUUCAUUCAUUCAUUCAUUCAUUCAUAUUACAUUUUAAAGGAAUGUAGUGAAACAAAUCAAACUUUUAAUUUUCACUGCCCUCAUGGUUUCUACUCAGCUGCUCUUCUUCACUGAACUGUAGUUCAGAAACUACGUCACUGCAGCUCCACAGUUAACAGGAAGACUGUUAUUACAACACGUUUUUACAAAAUGGAAUAAUAAAACAAAUAACUGAAGAAACAUUU
Molecule: messenger RNA, 1150 nt
Organism: Acanthopagrus latus (yellowfin seabream)
Lineage: Eukaryota; Metazoa; Chordata; Actinopteri; Spariformes; Sparidae
Gene: psmb13a
Product: proteasome 20S subunit beta 13a
Exons: 8
Coding region: 78-905 (275 amino acids)
Cellular component (GO): proteasome core complex
Molecular function (GO): threonine-type endopeptidase activity
Source: RefSeq, a predicted model, not a curated record